AUGGAUAAAAUAGAGGAUAAAAUAGAAGGAAAGAACGCCUUCCAGACUCUUCAAUACCAUGGUUCAAGCAGUGUCAACCACCGGAACUCAACGGAGCAAACCUUGGGAAUAUGGAUCGGCAAGUUUAGUCUGUUCAAGAGAGGUUUAGUCAACUUUUUUUUUUCUUUGGGAAUCUCAUGGAAUUUCUCCACUAACGGUUGUUUGGACCAUCUAGAGCCACAUAGUAAUCUCUUCUUCAGUUCUAUCAUUUCUCCCAUUUCCCUCCCAUUCUCUCUAUCACCUUCGUCUACUCUCUCUAUCAAAAGGGCCAGGGUAGAGAGUCUGUACGACCCAGGAUCUCCCUGUUCGUUCAGUCCGUUUGCCGAUUACCUCAGUUCCCGCGUUUCCCGGACUAUUACUCUCUCUCAUCACACCGCCACGUCCUUUCCCGCCCAAAGGCCAUUAGGGAAUGACUUGAAAGCAUUGUCUCUCUUUAUCUUGUGGUCACCCCUCACAUCCAAUGCUGAACUGCAACCAUCCUCUAUAUACCAGCCCCCCCGUCCACCAGCGGCGCUCACUUUGUGA
This is a messenger RNA of Penicillium hordei, 564 nucleotides long. RefSeq lists its product as uncharacterized. The record is from RefSeq and is a predicted model, not a curated record. The transcript is spliced from 3 exons. Bases 1 to 564 code for a protein of 187 amino acids. Lineage: Eukaryota; Fungi; Ascomycota; Eurotiomycetes; Eurotiales; Aspergillaceae.